Ceutorhynchus assimilis (cabbage seed weevil) is the source of this 2403-nucleotide messenger RNA. NCBI's taxonomy places the organism in Eukaryota, Metazoa, Arthropoda, Insecta, Coleoptera, Curculionidae. The record is from the annotation of a GenBank genome assembly.
AAAUAUGGUAUGAUUUCAAUUUAAAAUUUUCAUCCUAUCCUAAUCAAUAAAAGUUUUUAUAUUUUAAUUGAAACUAAAAAUUACGUCGGUGUUGUAACCGUGAACUGUGAUAACAAUUGAAAUAUUUUAACAAUACUGGACAGGGUACCCUGAGCCAGUGCCUGAGCACUUCAAAAUAUAAGCAAAAUCUAAGUGCUUUAGCUAAAAAAAAAAGAUAGGCAGAUAACAUUGUAGAGUUUUUGAGUAUUUUUGACCUUUCUACUUUAACUAAUUACCUGUAAAUCGACAAAAUUUCGCAAAUAUUCAGUUAAAGCAUUAAAGCUUUUCAAGACGGUACAUUUUAUUUGUGGUGUAGUUUAGAAUGGAAAACAAUCCAAAUAUUCUUUGCGGGGAACCCCUGGAAAGGCUUGUGGAUAUGUCCCUAGGGGAAUUACUUCUCAUGAUGCUGAAAACUCAUGAGAAAAAUGUGAUACUGGUGGAUCCUUUUUCCAAAGAAGAAGUCCAAGCAAACGUUCUCCUUGCAAGAGGAAUCCAACUAGCAAAAUGGUUCAAAACACAAAAUAUAGGCCUAGGCGACAUAGUUUCAGUUAAUAGCGAAAAUCGUAUAGAGUUUGCAGUAACCGUUUUGGCGACAUUUUUUGUUGCUGCCACAUUUGCCCCACUAAACCCCGAUUAUACCCCAACUGAAUUGAAGCAUGUCCUUGACCUAUCGAAACCAAAAAUCAUAUUUUGCUCAGAAAACACAAUAAAAAAAAUGAUCUCAAUAAAACCAAAACACACCUACAUUGAGAAACUUGCUGUUUUUGGAAAAGAGAAACACCCUAAUGUAUUAAGUUAUGAAGAUAUUGUACAAGGAGUUACUGAGGUAGAUGAAGAAUUCGAAGCCCCAGAAAUCGAUACAAAAGAAACAGUAGCUACAAUUUUAUGUUCAUCUGGCACUACAGGAUUACCUAAAGGUGUCAUGUGCACGCAUAAUAAUAUGGGAGCGUAUGUUGAUGUUGCCAGGAUGCAACUUCAAGAUUUGGCACUAAACGAUGACCCUAGUGAUGCCAUGAUGGGCUUAACACCAUUUUUUCACUCUUUUGGUUUCAUGUUAAUGUUUUUGAAUAUUAUGAGAGGCAAAAAAAUGGUUGUCAUUAGAAAGUUUAAUCUUAAACUUUUCUUAGACUCUAUUAUAAAAUAUAAUAUAAGGCGGUUGAUAGUUCCUCCUCCUGUGUUGUUAAUAUUGCUCAAAAAUCCCAUGGUUAAGAACUACGAUUUGAGUGGGCUGCAAGAAAUUAGAAGCGGCGCUGCUGCUUUGGGUAAAGAUAUGGAAAAGGAAUUGAAGCAAAGAUUUAAGGUCAAAACAGUGUCACAGUCAUAUGGUAUGACUGAAACCACUCUAGGAGUCUUAUUAAAUGUAGGAAAUCUUCAUGUCAAAAUUGGUUCUGUAGGAAAAGUUGUGGCAGGAAUGAUGGUUAAGGUUAUAAAUGAAGAUGGUGAACCACUGGGGCCAUACAAAGAAGGUGAACUAUGCUUCAAAGGUCCCCUUAUAAUGAAAGGUUAUGUGGGCGACCCUAAAGCUACAGCUGACAUAAUAGAUAAAGAUGGUUGGCUGCAUACAGGCGAUGUGGCUUAUUAUGAUGAUGACAAAUAUUUCUUUAUAGUUGAUAGAAUUAAGGAGUUGAUUAAAUACAAAGGAUUCCAGGUUGCUCCUGCAGAAUUGGAAGCAUUACUUUUGACUCAUCCCAGCAUACAAGAUGCUGCUGUAAUCGGUUUGCCAGAUGAAGAUGCUGGCGAGCUGCCUUUAGCUUACGUAGUUAGAAGAGAGGGUAAAGAGGUGACUGAAAAAGAAGUGAAGAAAUUUGUAGCAGAUACACUGUCACAUCAAAAGCAACUGCGAGGAGGGGUUGUUUUCAUUGAUGAAAUCCCUAGAAAUCCAAGUGGUAAAAUUUUGAGGCGAGUGUUGCGAGAAAAUGCAAAAAGUUCUAUAAAAAUCAAGGCCAAACUUUGAAACUAUUUUGAUUCUAGUCUAAAGACAUUAUUUUAUUAUUGUACAGGGAUUUUAAUUUGUUUGUAGUUAAUUGUUAUCUAUUUUAUUCCAAGCCAAAGGUGAUUUUUUUACUAUUUUAAAGCAAUAAUGUAAACAUACAUUUUUUCUAGGAAAAUAUGUUCAGACGCAAGUCUUCAAUUUGCACUUUGUGAUCAGAAAAUUAGUCAAACUUGGAAAUAUUUUUCCAAAUUCUGAUAUGCAUUUGAUUUGUACCAAGUACACUAAUUUUAACCUUAACAGAACUAUUUUUUUUAUUCAUAAGCCCAGUGUUUAAAAUUUUUCCUUAGUUGCAUUUCUGGUGCAACUAAAUGUAUUUCUGAUACAUCAACAUAAUACUUAAAUAAAUUGGAAUGGUUGUAGAUUAAGUAAAU